UGAUCGUCCUCUCCGGGAGGAACCCAGCGGAUCACCGGGAAGCUUCCGCCAUGGCCCCGCCGUGCAGCGGGGAUGUGAGCUGAGCGGGCGGGGGAGCCGCAGAGGAGCUGUCCGUCCGUCGUGGUGCUGAUGCGGCUGUGAGCAGCGAGCAUGGCCGCCGGGAAGUUGCUGCUGUACGCCGGGCUGUCGCUGUCGCUCUGCGCCCUGGGCAUGCUGGCCGUGGCGAUGUGCUCCGACCACUGGUACGAGACCGACGCCCGGAGGUACCGGGAGCGCUGCCGGAGCUUCUCCAGCCGCCGCAAGGACCCGGGCUUCAUCUACAUCCCCAACAACAGCCUGCCGCUGCGGGCCGGCCGGAGCAGCCCGCCCCGGGAGGACACGCCGCUGCGGGCCGGCCGGAGCAGCCCGCCCCGGGAGGACACGCCGCUGCGGGCCGGCCGGAGCAGCCCGCCCCGGGAGGACACGCCGCUGCGGGCCGGCCGGAGCAGCCCGCCCCGGGAGGACACGCCGCUGCGGGCCGGCCGGAGCAGCCCGCCCCGGGAGGACACGCCGCUGGCCCGCAGCCGCCGGCAGCUGUUCGCCAUGAGCGCCGCGGAUGAGUGCAGCCGCCAGUACAACUCCACCAACAUGGGGCUGUGGAGGCGCUGCCACCGGCUGGGCUUCGACCAGGAGAUCGAGGACCUGAUCCGGAAAGAAACCAUCUCAAGAUGCUCCUACAUCAAGUAUCACUAUUCCUCGGCGACGAUACCCAAAAACCUGUCCUACAACAUCACCAAGACCAUACGGCAGGACGAGUGGCACGCCCUCCACCUGCGGAGGAUGACGGCUGGCUUCAUGGGCAUGGCGGUGGCCAUCAUCCUGUUCGGCUGGGUCAUCGGCGUUCUGGGCUGCUGCUGGGAUCGAGGCCUCAUGCAGUACGUGGCCGGACUGCUCUUCCUCAUGGGAGGAACCUUCUGCAUCAUCUCGCUCUGCACCUGCGUGGCCGGGAUCAACUUCGAGCUGUCCCGCUUCCCGCGCUACCUGUACGGCCUGCCGGACGACAUCGGCCACGGCUACGGCUGGUCCAUGUUCUGCGCCUGGGGCGGUCUGGGCCUCACCCUCAUCGCCGGCUUCUUCUGCACCCUGGCCCCCUCCGUGCAGCCCCUCCCCCGCUCCACCUGCCCCAAGUCCCGACAGGAGAACGGCACCGUCUGCUGAAGACUCCGCCCCGUCCUCCACCCCCCCACCCGCUCAUCUGCUGUUUUCUAAUGUGUGUGUGCGCGCGCGUGUGUGUGUGUGUGUGU
Salarias fasciatus (jewelled blenny) is the source of this 1283-nucleotide messenger RNA. It is a transcript of the gene tmem178bb, whose product is annotated as transmembrane protein 178Bb. Gene Ontology annotation, cellular component: membrane. Bases 151 to 1197 code for a protein of 348 amino acids. Lineage: Eukaryota; Metazoa; Chordata; Actinopteri; Blenniiformes; Blenniidae. The transcript is spliced from 4 exons. The record is from RefSeq and is a predicted model, not a curated record.